Molecule: messenger RNA, 3137 nt
Organism: Aspergillus japonicus CBS 114.51
Lineage: Eukaryota; Fungi; Ascomycota; Eurotiomycetes; Eurotiales; Aspergillaceae
Product: putative C2H2 zinc finger domain protein
Exons: 3
Coding region: 230-2917 (895 amino acids)
Source: RefSeq, a predicted model, not a curated record
CUGUGUAUGCUCAACAUAGGAACCCCUUUGAGUGGGCUACUUUUGUCUUACUAUACCCCUGACCUUUUGGUGCUUGUGAAGAGCCAGGUACCGCUUAUUUUCAUCAAUAUAAGCCUUGCUUUAUUUCCUAUUUAAAUCUCUUCCAAACUCCCGGUCUCACAGGGUGCCUCAUUGACCUCUUGACUCUGAUUUGUUAGCCUGUCUUGCGCCAACAGCCUUCUGUGUGGACAUGAACGACGAUUCGAGCAACAACGAUGCGGCCCAUAUACAUUUCACUUAUCCUGAUUAUCAACACCAUGUAAACCAUGGCCAUCUUAUUCCUGCUGGACCCUCUGGAAUACAUUCAUUACAGCAAAGCCCCUUAUCAAUUCCCUCCUUCGGAUCUCCUUCGAUCAGUAUAAGUCCCACGGAGGAUGCCAUUCGUCAUGGGUUGGACAUUCCUCUAUUCUACGACCAUUCCACCAAUUAUAUAGAUGAUACUCAACCUUUAUUUGACAACGCGAACCCUCUUCCAAGCACAGAGACCGACGGUACAGGUUUUGAUCCGCUGUACUUUGCGCCCGCGCCUGCACCUCAGGCAUCGAACGAGAUAUACCAGGAUGAGUUCAAGCUUGCCGUGGAACAUCUCAUCAACAUGGUUCGGACCGACGUCUUACAACGCCAGAUCCCCCAGCUGCAUGAUGCCAAGGACUUCCUGCAAGUAACUUGGCACAGACUGGACAGCAUGAUUCAGCAACAAAUUAACAUAUCCGAGAGAUUAGCAGAUACUGGUCCCAGAACCAGUAACUUCCGCUGCCAGCUUUGCCCUAGUGGACAGCGGAAGGUCUACAACACGCGGGCCUCAUUCAGACGUCAUGUGGCCUAUGAGCAUGCCCCACGGUCUAUCUAUCGUUGCCUCGAUGACAAGUGCCUUUGGACGACGAAGAGGAAGGAUAAGCUGCAUUCACACUUAAGACACAAUCACGGAUUUCAAUGGCGGGCCACUCGCGAGCAAAUCAACAUAGUCGAGACUAAGAUGCCGCCACCUCGUGUCUGUCCUCUGUGUCAGAGUGCUGUUGAUUCCUGGGAUGAGUACUUUAAGUGUGUGUGUGAGCAUAGUCGCGUGGCAGGAGCUGGCUCGGCAAGCACCAGCGCCAGCCAGAGUCGCCGGAACAGCGAUGACCGUGGCCAAGGCAGUGGCGGCUCUAACUACAAUAAUUUCCAAUUUCCUGGCAGUGAAUUUGGGGCAAACAAUGGCCAGUCAUCCUCUGGGAACGGCAACCAUACGGGCUCUACCUUUUUCAGCACUGGGUACCGCCAGAGCCAGCAUACACAUCAAGCGACACAUAAUGUGAGCGACCUCGCGCCAGCGACUCUGACGGGCCUAAACCCGGGUGUGGUCUCUGGUGAUGGACCAUUAUAUCUUCCAGACGUUGAUGGGCCGCGUUCCGAAGAAAAGACAUCUCCCGGACCAACAAGUCUUACAAGUCAACAUUGGUCGAUGAUGAAUGCUACCAAUCCAACCACAUGCGGCCCACACAAUAAGGGAACUGUCUCCGAGAUCCACAAGUCUCACAUCAACACCUCUGGGUCUGAGGAACAUAAGAGAAGGCCCUGCUCAGAGGAAUCGCUACAGAAAAAAUUUCAUGCUAGAGGUCAAGGAGAGCUCCACCAUGAGCAAAAUGAGGAACGGCCCGAGAAGAAGUGCACCACCUGUGGACAUGUCUUUGACAAUUGCUCUCGAUGUCGACGAUCAGAAGCGCUUUCCGAAAAAUGCCACCAAUGUGUAGAUCGGACCGGCAACAGAGCAGGUCUCCAAAAAGCGUACAUCUGGCGAAGCCGUGACCAGGCUCCUGAUGUGAACAGACAGGAUGCCCUGGCACACUCCGUCACCGACACAACUCGGUCGCUGCCAUUGAAAAAUAUUCGGAUAAGAUCUUCUGAUCUUCUUCACGCUAUGGGUGCUUCCAAAGAAUGUCGACCUUCUGAAGUUUCUUCGCUGAAACGUGAGCCCACCAUUUACCCAGCUCGUAGCCGAACCAGGCUAGAUGGCGGAAGCCACGAGCCUUGCACCACACAACCGCUGUCUUUUCUAAAAUCAAUACUUUCGAUUGAUACCGAUGUGGUGAUUUCGACGGAAACCCUUUCCAGGAAAGACACGGCAGUUGCCUUGCACGCCCCGGGAAGAUAUCUGCCAGCAAAGGUGCAAGAUCAAUCGACACCCGAAGCAAUGGCUAGACUACACCAGCGCCGCGCCGGUCAAAGAGCGACGCCUUUCAUGGCUCGCAACCAGAGGCUGGUAUCCUUCGAUGACGAGAAGAUCGAUAUCUGCGACUCAAACUCGUGGGUGCCACAUGAGAAGACACUAACUCUCAAUUACCUGGACCACGCGGUGCUGCAUGUGAUGUACAGUUCUCUAUCUGAAAUGAUCCUCUAUGAAAUAAAGAUCGAGCAAGGCACCCUGGUCGAAUCGAUGGGUGUGAAUGUCACUCGUCGCUCCUUGGGCUGGCUGUGCAAGCCGUCUAAACAGAAGACGGGCCUUCCUCAAUUGACCAAGAAACGAGUUGCUAAGAAGAAAAGUACCACAAUGUUACGAGCACGGCUCCACAUAGUUGUCGAACUUCUUGCACUCCACGCAAUGGCCAUCAAACGACGGUCCCAGAGGAAGUGUUGGACUGACGGCACUAAUCCAGCUAAAGUCGUCGAUCGGUCGAUUUCUUGCACCUUAACUGAGAUGGCAAGCCCGGAUGAUGUGGUCUCCCCGCUCUUCGACGCUGUCGUAAUGUGGGACACUUUUGCGAUGGUGAAUAUCGUAUCCUCUUGGAUCGCAACUGUCGUCCCCGACACUGAAGGGCAGGUGGAAUUGAUGCUGUUAAUGUGGUCGUAUAUCUAUAUCAUUCUCAACGGCAGCCCGAUCACUCUUCGGCUACAGAGCUAACAUUCAUGACAACAGCUGCCAACUCUGCUUCAUGAUGCUUCGGAAAGGGUUAUGAUUGGUAUUGUCAUGCGCCGCUUCUGUUUCACCUGCAUCUAUCCGCUUGUCGUACUAUGCAUGUUUCUUGUGUUGCACUGCUGAGAUACCUUUCCAGAUAGUGAUAGUUCUCUCUUAUCUUGCAUUAUUCAUGUACCAAAUCGAAAAACUUGAACUAAUAGCAGUC